AUACAUACACGUACGCGCGCCGCACGUACACUGUUAGGCGACACCGCCAGCCCAGCAACGCAAGUUAUAGCAGUAACAACAGCAACGCCAGCACCCUCUUCUUCCCCGUCUCUCUCUCCGUAGCGACUCUCUCGCGCUCACUCUCGUCCCGCCACUCUCGUUUAUGGAGCCGACCCGAGCCUAGCAGCCCUCCUGAACUGCGGUACCCUUUCUCUCUCCCUCUCUGCGUCUCGCUCAGAUUCUCUUCCCGUAUCCUUCCCUCACUUGGGUUCCAUCCAUCCUCGAUCCGUCAGCAGAAGGCAACCCCCCUUGCCCAGGCCAGCCCAGCCCGCCUUACCACGACCCAGUAAUCAGCAUAGUGAUCCCACAGCCAGAUCCCACUUAGAUCACAAGUCCUUCCCACCCUCUCCAGCCGGUCUACCUCUUUCGCCUUUUCCUUUUCUUCCCUCUCUCUCUCUCGCUCUCUCGCUCUCUUUUCCUCUUUCCUUCCUUUUCCCUCUAUCCUACGUCCUUAUGAAUUCGUUGAAUUCUCGCUUUAAGGGCCUAGGAUUGGGUAAACGGAAAUCCACCGCCAGCAUACCUUCGCCUAAUACUCCGCCACCGCCUGCGACUUCGACCCCUCCGCCUCAAAUAGCGCAGCAGUUCCCACAGAUAUCCCAACCCCAUCCUGGUCCCGCCCCCUCCAUCACAUCUACGUCGUCCCAGACGAGCCUCCCGAUAAUGAACCAUCCCAACGCUGGACCUCGUCCGCCGAGUUAUACUGCGAACUUCCAGCCAGGUCCACAACCACCCGUCGGUCGAACCAGUCCUCUCACUUCCAACCCGGCUCGCACACCCCCAUCCCAGAUGGUCGGCGGUCCUCCUCCCAUCAACACUGGCGCUCCCGUGCCGGGCUACCCUCCGAUGCACGUUCAGCCAGGCACACAACCUCCUCCCGGUGUUGCUGGCGGCCCGCCCGGAUACGCCGGCUACCCGCCGCCCGCUCCUACUCCCCAGCCCGCCAACGCGAUGCAGUCCUACGGGCGACCAGCCGAGGUCGAGGGCAAUAGUCGGAGUAAGGCCCAGCUCAUCGUCGGAAUUGAUUUCGGCACAACCUUCUCCGGCGUCGCCUUCGCUUUCGCGACGAACAACGAAGCGAAAGAGGAUAUCAUCACAGAAUGGCCCGGCGCCGGGUCGUACACGAAGCAGAAGAUCCCGACCGUCUUGUAUUAUGAUCAAUACCAGAAGGUUGUGGGAUGGGGACCGGAUAUCGCCGAGGCGCUAGCGCCGACGGGAUACCCGAAGCCGGGUGUGCAGAAGGUAGAAUGGUUUAAGCUCCAGCUCAUGCUCUCGGGCAAUACCUACAUCGACCCGAUCAACCUACCGCCCCUACCGCCGGGAAAGUCGGAGAUCGACGUGGCCGCAGACUACCUAUUCAAGCUGCGACAGGCCAUGCGCGCGGCGCUACAGAAGACCCUCGGGGAAGUGUUCAACCGAGAAGAGCGCAACAUCCGAUACUACCUGACCGUGCCGGCCAUCUGGAAUGAUGCAGGAAAGGCUGCCACUCGGGCGGCCGCCAUUCAGGCCGGCUUCCUGCGGGACGAAAACGACAACAGGCUGACGCUCGUCAGCGAACCCGAGGCUGCGUCCCUCUUCUGUGCCAAGACGGGCUUGCUGAACCUCAAGGUCCACGAUGCUAUUCUCAUCGUCGACUGUGGUGGCGGCACCGUCGAUUUAAUUGCCUACGAAGUCGAAGACGAGAACCCCUUCACCGUCGCAGAAUGCACGGCGGGCUCUGGGGACUCGUGCGGGUCUACCGCUCUUAACAGGAACUUCAGCAACAUUCUUCGGACCAAAAUCCGGAAGAUGAAGCUCCCGGACGGUUCCAAGACCGCGGGCCGCGUAUACGCCAAGUGCAUUAUGGAUUUCGAGAACCGAAUCAAGGCGGACUUCAGGAAUAACGGUCAAAAAUGGGCCGUCGAUGUCGGCAUCGAGGCUGAAUUCCCCGAGGCGGGCAUCGAGGAGGGAUACAUGACGUUCACCAACGAGGAAAUCCUUCAGUGUUUUGAGCCCGUUGUGAACCGCAUUCUCGAGCUCGUGCGAAACCAGAUCAUCGCCAUCCAAGCUCAAAACCGAACGCUGCAGAACAUCCUGGUUGUCGGUGGUUUCGGCGCGUCGGAAUACCUCUUCCAGCAAAUUAAGCUGCACGUGCCGCCGCAGUUCCAGUCCAAGGUUGUAAGACCUAUGGAUUCCGUCGCCGCCAUCGUGAAGGGCGCUGUGACCGCCGGCAUCACCGAGCGUGUCAUCACGCAUCGCGUCGCUCGUCGCCAUUACCUGAUGGCCACUCUGCAGCCAUUCAAAGAGGGAUAUCACCCCGAAGCGUACCGCGUACCGUCGCUCGACGGCAAGGACAGGUGCAAGUUCACCCGGCAGAUCUUUGUGCAGAAGGGUCAGAAAGUCAAGAUCGGCGAACCUGUCAAGGUUUCUUUUUUCCGACAGGUGGCCCCCGGCGCUACGCUCAUGUACGAGGACAUCCUGUACGCUUGCGACGAAGACGGUUGCCCAGAGUAUACCAAAGAUCCCCGUAUAAAAGAAGUAGUCACCCUCACGUCAGAUCUGUCGCGCAAGAACCUAGAAAAGGAUUUCGAGCGCAUGGACACGCCCCAAGGGACGUUUUACAGAGUAUACUUCGACAUCUACUUGACUCUCGAUGGUUCCGAAUUCAGUGCCGAACUGGUCUGUCAGGGAGAGGUUAUGGGCCGCUGCCGAUCCAGAUUUAGGUAGAGAGUAGGGAACAAGAGAGAGGAAGAGGAGAAGGACUCACGCGAAAGGGAGAAGGUAUGCGCUAUAUCCGAGGUUGACGCCCUGUUUUUGCUUGCAAGAUUACUUGUCAUCUCUUGUCUAUCGCGUUGCUUUUACAGGCUUUCAAA
Messenger RNA from Durotheca rogersii, 2909 nucleotides. Its product is annotated as actin-like ATPase domain-containing protein. Bases 514 to 2763 code for a protein of 749 amino acids. Gene Ontology annotation, molecular function: ATP binding; ATP-dependent protein folding chaperone. The transcript has 4 exons. The record is from RefSeq and is a predicted model, not a curated record. Lineage: Eukaryota; Fungi; Ascomycota; Sordariomycetes; Xylariales; Xylariaceae.